Messenger RNA from Cooperia oncophora, 702 nucleotides. Lineage: Eukaryota; Metazoa; Nematoda; Chromadorea; Rhabditida; Trichostrongylidae. The record is from the annotation of a GenBank genome assembly.
AUGUCGAUGGAAGCUGUUCGUUUGAAGGAAGCGGGUAAUGUAUGUUUCCGUGAAAAGCGUUACCACAAAGCCAUCGAACUCUAUUCGCAAAGUCUACAAAAGCAACUCUCCGCUCCUGUUCUCGGAAAUCGCGCACAGUCGCACCUCAAUCUUGAACAAUGGCCAGAAGCGCUCGUGGAUUGCAAUCACGCACUGGAGCUCGAUUCUAAGUUCACGAAAGCCCUAUAUCGGAGAGCUUGUGCUUUGGAAAAAAUGGGUCUGAAAGCGUCAGCUGUGAAGGAUCUAGAACGGUGCCUAGCCCUGGCUCCCAAUGCUGCUGCCUCUGCACUGAAGGAAAAACUGAAUGGACAGGAGCCUCUGUCGAACGGAAAGAGCACUGCAGAGAAUGAUGGCAAAGAUUUCCGAUUUCGUGUUCCAAAAACACAUCGAGAAUUUCUAAUGGACUAUCGAGAGCUGCAGCGAUUUCCACCAGAAACAUUUGUGAAGUAUUUCCUAGCUAUUCCAACUUCUGUCUACUCGUCGCUGUUCGGUGAACUUCUUGAAGCGGAUGUGAUCGGCAGACUUCUUCGAGGGUUUGCUGUACUUCUUGCAUCAGAUGGCAUCGAAGCAAAAGCGGUUUCAACAUGCCUGCUGUCUCUUUCGGAGCUUCCACGAUUUCAGUUGUUAUCAAUGUUCUUCGGCGAUGCCGAAAAAACAGGUUGA